CAGUAUGCGGCUUCGAAGGCAAAUUUCACAGAACCGGACUUGGUCACUGGAGGGAGUUGGAAAAACGAAAGGAAACUCGUCCGCACCUGUAUGCCUCCGAAAGGGAGAGGACUUUUCCUAAUGAUAGAACCUACCUCUGCGAGUUUGUCGAAUAGGUCACCAUCAACCAUGGAGACUGUGGGGAUGAUUUGCUACUUACGCAAUGAGUAA
Molecule: messenger RNA, 210 nt
Organism: Lentinula edodes (shiitake mushroom)
Lineage: Eukaryota; Fungi; Basidiomycota; Agaricomycetes; Agaricales; Omphalotaceae
Exons: 2
Source: RefSeq, a predicted model, not a curated record